This is a messenger RNA of Anopheles coustani, 1872 nucleotides long. RefSeq names its product esterase B1-like. NCBI's taxonomy places the organism in Eukaryota, Metazoa, Arthropoda, Insecta, Diptera, Culicidae. The record is from RefSeq and is a predicted model, not a curated record. Bases 1 to 1872 code for a protein of 623 amino acids. The transcript has 4 exons.
AUGGCAAACGAAGGCUACCGUGGUACCCCCCGGUGCCGCCACUGGACCGUGUCGCUCCUGCUGUUCGUGACGGUAACGGUCGUGCUGCUGGUGACGCUCGUCGUGACGCUGCACUCCGGCAAGGUGGGCGCAUCGGAGAGUGGGCUCCCGGCCGACCCGGAUUGCAUAGUCGGCUUCGAUCGGGGGCUUGCCAUGGGAGCGCGCCGGCAAACGUUCACCGGAAAGUCAUACUGCGCCUACGAGGGCAUACCGUACGUGGAGGCACCGGUCGGGCAGCUACGGUUCGAGGAUCCCCAGCCGUACCGCUUCGAGGGGGCUCGGUUCUUUCGGAACGUUUCGAAGGCGUGCCCGCAGGCCUGGCCCAUGGUCAUCGGGACGAUUGAGACGGCCGAGGACUGCCUGUACCUGAACGUGUACACCGGCGUCGGGGGUGACGGCAACCCCAAGAGACCGGUUAUGCUGUGGAUCCAUGGCGGAUCGUUCGUGGUGGGUUCGUCGGAGACGGACAUUUUCGGACCAGAGUUUUUGGUCGAUAAGGGCAUCACCGUUGUAACGUUCAACUAUCGGCUGGCUGCGCUCGGCUUCGUCUCCCUUCCGGACCUCGAUAUCAACGCGAACCUGGGUCUGCUAGAUCAGCUGGAAGCCUUCCGAUGGACGGCUCGCUACAUCACGAACUUCGGGGGCGAUCCGACCAGGGUGACCCUGUGCGGCUGGAGUGCCGGCGCAGCCUCCGUCACCUACCACCUCUACUCGCCGGCCGCCAAGGGCCUGUUCCACAAUGCGAUCAUCAUGAGCGGCAGCAUGACGCAACCGUGGGGUUAUGACUACGAUCCGGACCGGUGUGGGCGCGAGUACCUUCGCGAGACCGAUGCAACCAGCAAGGAGCAGCUCCAGUCGCGCCCGCUGGAGCGGGUGAAGGGUCCGGACACCAGAGGUAUUUACGUACACUUCUUCGCCCUCUACUACCUCUGUUUCAUGCCGAGCGAUGACAGCCAGCGACCGGAAGCGGAGCUACGAUUCGUUGGGCGGAAUCCGUACGAACGGGUACGCAUCGAGCCGCCGGUCAGCGACGUUCCGCUGCUCAUUGGGUACACCACGCUGGAGCAUGCCAAUCUGCAGCACAUACGGGACUUCGCUUCGACCACACUGAACUUCCCGAACGCCAACGAAACCGUUUACCGGCUGGUGGAGGAGUUCCUGGACCGGCAGGCGCAGGCUGCAGCAGGCAACGGGUCUUCCGAACGUGAGUUCUACCACGAGCUCGCCUCGGUUGCGGACAUUACCUACGGGAUACAGUACUUCAUCCGGCACGCCUCGACGCACCUCCGGGCCCCGCUCUACCGGUAUCUGUUUGCUUACGAUGGUGCGUUCGGGUACGCGAGGAACUGCUACUACCGGAACCAGAUAGCGCGCCCGUCAAUGUCUGGGCCGAUGCACGGCGAUGAGCUGGGCUAUCUCUUCACACCGUACGUGUACCGACCGGGGCGGCCGGAUACCGAGGGAUGCCCUGUUGGCAGCGGGAAGGAACGCUAUCGCUCGGAACGACGGGUGCAGCGUCAGAUGUUGCGGCUUUGGUCGAACUUUAUCAAACACGGGAAUCCAACGCCAGAAGCGGGCCACGCGGGGGGAAAAGCAAACCGCGGGCAGCAGAUUCGUUGGCAUCCUUACAACGAUCCAUCGCCUGAUAGGGCCCGCCACUACCUUCGUAUCGACCAGCGACUCGAGCUGGUGCCGGAAGCGGAUGCUGCCAACCCUUACCAUCAGCUGUGGGCGCAGGUGGAAGGAUGCCUGUACAGGUUCGAGUGCGAUUUCUUGACUGCCAGCGAAUCUUCCCUCGACGAACAGCCACCAUCGCCAAUGGAAGACGAUUGA